CCAACGGAUCUGGUCUUCGUUAUGUUUUUCAGUGUCGGGUGGAGUCUAUAUCCUGUCGCAUCUCUGCGGGGAAGGCGGAGGAUUCUUUUUUACUAGUUUUUCACUGACUUAUUUCUUACUGCCAAGACAUCGAAAUACUCCUUAAAGAUGACGACGACCACCACCUUUCAAGGAAUGAGCCCUGGUACUAAAAGCAGUUCCAGGGUACUACGACCACCUGGUGGGGAGUCCACCUUCACCCUCGGCACAGAGGACAACACGACCCCCCAGCGCAAGAGCAAGAUGGCCUCCAGCAUCUUUGCAGAACCUGAGGAUCCCCAUGCUCAUCGGAGAAACAAUCCACCCAGCGGGGCACCCACAGGAACCCUGUGUGGGGAACCCUCGGCCCCACUUAGGCGGUGCCAGCAGCCUCUUCUUUUCCCUAAGAACCCUCAGCCGGAACUGACCACCAUCCACAACUCUGGAGCGGCCUUGAUCUGGAACCAGAGACAAGAGGUUCAAAAUGGCCAGGAAGAAGCAAUUGAUGAGUGUCCUGACGGUGUGGAGCAAGAGGAGCAAGAGGAGCAGCAGAAGGAGAAACCACAGCCCUCUGAACCGUCGGGAGGUGCCAACGCUGCCACGGGCCGAAGAAACCCACCUGGUGGCAAGUCCAGCCUCAUCCUGGGUUGAGACCACUUUUGGGUUUUUGGGUUUUUUUUUUUUGGUUUUUUUUUCAUCGAACGCUUUUUUAUUUUUUAAAGAUCAGUGCCCAGUCCCCCCCCCCCCCCCACUCUUUCCUCCUCAUCACCUUCUUCCACCCCCUCACCUACUUCACAUGCACAUGCGCCGUCACGUCCGUGGACCCCCGUGUCCGGUCCCUCCACCCUCAAACCUUUUGUUUUGAUCCUUUUUUCUAUUAAAAGAAGAAAACUGUUGACAAAAGCACUUUAUGUAUCCCCCCUCCCACUACCACCACCUUCCAUCUCAGCCCAUCCUGUAGUGCAUCGCGCCUGCUGGGAAAGGCAUGACGUUUAGCUUGUCCCUCAUUCUUCCCUGUUGUAAAUGGUAAAGGAAAAAAAUGCUAAAAAAGAUUUGAUGCGUGGAUUUCUAAAUACAAUAAAGAUUGAUAUGAAUUUCC
This is a messenger RNA of Scatophagus argus, 1117 nucleotides long. Its product is annotated as jupiter microtubule associated homolog 1-like. Lineage: Eukaryota; Metazoa; Chordata; Actinopteri; Scatophagidae. The transcript has 5 exons. The record is from RefSeq and is a predicted model, not a curated record. The coding region runs from base 148 to 669 and encodes 173 amino acids. Gene Ontology annotation, cellular component: nucleus.